AUGGCUGACGAGGAGAAGGUCCCCGCCCCUUACUUUCAGGAUGACGAGGAGGGUGUCACUUCCGACGAGGGCGAAGGCGUCGACCUCAUGAAGUCUAACGGCAACCUUGUUGGCUCGGGAGGCGAAGAUAGCAGCGACGAAGACGAAGACGACGAUCCAGAAGAGGCUCGACGCGUCGCCGAAGGUUUCAUCGCAGAGGACGACGAGGAGGAAGAGGAAGACGACGAGGCUCGCAGAGAACGCAGAAGACGCAGAAAGAAAAAGAGAAAGCAGAACGAGGAGGACUUUGAAGUCGACGAGGACGACCUCGAGCUGCUCGCCGAAAACACUGGACAGUCCCGCCGCAAGGAGGCCGGCCGUCUCAAACGUUUCCGACGAGGCUCCGCUUCUCCACCCGCAGACGAUGAAGCAGCUGCCAGGCAAAGGACCCUCGACCAGAUCUUUGAAGAUGAUGACGAUGACGACGACGAUGACAUCCGCUCGGGACGCCGCGGCGUCAACUACGACGACGAUGACGACGAAGAUCUUCCCUCUGUCGGUCAAGCACUUCGCGCCGGCGUAGCCCGCAAACAACGAGAGGUCGUCGGAGGCUACGAGGACGACGGUCUCGAUGACUUUAUCGAAGAAGACGAGGACGACGAAGAGAUGCAGGGCCUUGACGAGGAUGAGCGCGAGGCGAGACGUCAAGAAAGGCGCGAGGAGAAGCGUAGAGCGCGCAUGUCCGGAUCCGCCGCCGAUCCCGCUAAGGCUGGCAUCGACCGCGAGGCCUGGGACGAGAUCCACGAGAUCUUUGGCAAUGGCGAGGACUACUUUUGGGCGCUCGAGGACGAGGAUGAAGAUGCCUUCGAUGAGCAAAAGAAGAACAAGAUGGAGUACAAGGACAUCUUUGAGCCCGCCCAGAUUGCAGAGCGCAUGCUCACCGAAGAAGACGAGCGCAUCAAGCGCAUCGACAUCCCCGAGCGCCUUCAGCUGGCUUGCCCGGGCGAAGAGGGUCUCAAGCUGCUCGAACGAAAGCUCACCGAUGCAGAGCUCUUUGAAGCAGCAAAGUGGGCCUCGACUCGCAUUUCGACCAGAACCGCCGCCGAGUUCCUCGACGAAGCCGGCCUGUUCCACCGUCAACGAUCUGAGUUCAUCAAUGCCGUCCAGCUCAUGCUCUCCUACAUGCUCAACGAUCUCCUCGAGGUGCCAUUCCUCUUCCAGCACCGAUUCGACGAGCUCGAGCACCAUUACUACGACGAGGUCGAGCAACAGUCUCGCACCAUCGACCUCCUCACCCGUCGCGAACUCUACACUCUCAGCGGACUCGGUCUCAAGUUCAAGACGCUGCUUGUUCGCAAGGAUCAGCUGCGUGCCACUUUCAACAAGAUCCACGUCGACGUAAAGCUCGAACCCGGUCAAGAAGCACUUGACAACGGCGCAGAUUCCACGCCAGCAGAUCAAAAUAGGCAGGCUCGUGCCGAGGCCUCGCAGCGUCAGAGGAUCGUGUUCGAAGACAUGCUCGCAAAGGCUGCCAGUCUCGAAGAGAUCUCCGACAUUACCGAAUAUCUCACCCUCCGCUACGGCCAGCAGAUGCGCGACGCGCAAGCGCUUUCUAGCAACGGCACAGAGCAAGCAGCAGAGGAUAUGGAAGGUCUCACUCUGAACGGUGAGCCCCUCGUCAGCGCCACGCCUGGCUUCAAGAAGCCAAGUCUUGUGGGCCAGUACGAGCGCACAAAGAACACCGUCCUCGCCGAGCUCUCCAAGAAGUUCGGCAUCACCGCCGACGAGCUCGCCUCCAAUAUCACGAGCACCACUCGGCAAUACUCUCCUCGCGACCCGGACGUGUCCCCCUUCAAGUUUGCCGAGCAGUUCACAGGCUCGGCAUGGGGAGCACACUCGCCCGAGAUUGCGCUUGCCAAGGCCAAGAUGAUGCUCAGCCAGGAGAUCGGCAAAGACCCUAUCCUCAAGCGCGAGAUGCGUCAGCUCUUCAAGGACGCUGCAGAGAUCAACAUCGAGCCCACCGAGCGCGGCAUGACCGUCAUUGACGAGCAGCAUCCCUACGCCAACUUCAAGUUCAUCGCCAACAAGCCUGCUCGCCUCGUGCCUCAAGCACCCGCUCAAUACUUGCAGAUGCUUCAAGCAGAGGACGAACUGCUGAUCAAGCUCGACAUCAACCUCAAAGACGUUGUGCUGAACCGCUUCGAGACGCGCCUCUUCAACAACUACGCCAGCGAAGGCGUCGGCGAUGUCAGCAAGGCGUGGAACGACCAGAGGCGCGAAGUGAUCCGCGAGGCGCUCAAAUCCCACCUCGUCCCCAACGGACGUAUCUGGCUCAAGGAGUACCUGCGCGAAGAAUCACGCGAAGUGCUGCUGCGACAUGUCGACGUCCUCAUGACCAAGCGUGUCCAGCAAGGUCCCUUCAUGUCUCGCAGCAUGAUGGCGCGCAACCGCGACCCCAAGAUCGAGGAAGAGGACCGCAUUCCUCGCGUGCUCGCCGUUUCGCACGGCGGAGGUGACCCUCGCAAGGACGUCGUCCAGGCAGUGUAUCUCGACGAACGAGGUCGAUUCCGCGAACACGCCACCUUUGACGACCUCCGUCCGCUCUCACCGCGCCAACUGCAGGAGCGCGAGCUCGAGCUCGAGCGCACACGAGGCAAGGCCGAGUUCACAGAUCAUCGUGCAGACUUUGUCAAGUUGCUCAAGCAACGCAGACCGGACAUCGUGGUUGUCAGUGGAUGGAGUGUGCGCACGGCCGAACUCAAGAGGCAUGUUCAAGAGCUCGCCGAGAUGGCUCACCAGGAGAUCUGCGACGAGGACCGUCUCGGUUCUGAUCUCGAGCGCGACCAAGCGGCCAUCGACAUUGUUACUUGCCACGACGACGUCGCUCGAAUCUACCAGCACAGCAGCCGGGCCGCGGAAGAAUUCCCCGAACUCAGCGAACUCGGACGCUACUGUCUUGCGCUGGCGCGAUACGCCCAGUCGCCGGUCAACGAGUUCGCUGCGCUUGGCAGCGAUCUGACCGCCGUGAUCCUCGAUCCCAACCAGCGUCUGCUGCCCCAGGACCGCCUGCGACUCCACUUUGAGCGCUGCAUCGGUGCCAUCGUCAACGAGAAUGGCGUUGAGAUCAACCAGGCCAUGACCAGCACAUAUCUGCAGACGAUGCUGCCCUUCGUCGCCGGUCUCGGUCCCAGAAAGGCGCAGGCCUUGGUGAAUGCGAUCAGCACAAAGCUUGAGGGCACGCUCAUCAACCGCACGCUGCUCAUCACGCGAAGCAUCUUGACCUUCCAGGUCUUCCAGAACUGCGCAUCCUUCCUCCGCAUCGAGCAAGACAUGCUGCUCGAGGCCGAUGAGGACGACGUGCCAGACGUGCUCGACAGCACGCGCAUCCAUCCCGAGGACUACGACUUCCCGCGAAAAAUGGCGGCCGAUGCGCUCAACAAGCACGAAGAGGAUCUCGAGGGCGAGCAUGCAAGUCUGCCAUGCAAGGAGCUCAUGGAGGAUCCCGAUCCGGCCGACAAGCUUAGCGUGCUCGACUUGGACAACUACGCCACGAUGCUGUUUGAGCGCAAGGGUGAACGCAAGCGUGCUACGCUGCAUUCUUGCAAGACAGAGUUGAUCAAGCCGUACGACGAUCUGCGCGAGAAGCAGAUGGAGCCGUCGCCGCAAGAGAUCUUGACCAUGUUCACGGGCGAGACGGCCAAGACGCUUGCAGAAGGUUUCGUCGUCUCGGUCGAGGUGCUGCGCGUCCAAGAGGGCAACCGUAUGCAGGAGGGUCACAUCAAGUGUCGCCUAGACUCUGGGAUGGAAGGCACCAUCGAUGCCGAGAACGCGGUCGAAAACUACACGCCUGGCUCGGUGCGUCUCCGUGAUCUGGUACGGCCUCAGCAGACGCUGGACGCCCUCGUUCGCAAGAUCGACUUCAAGAUGUGCACGGCUCAACUCAGCAUUAACCCGUGGGAUCUGCAGCAUCGCGCCUCGCACCAGGGCAAGACACCAAUCGAUACCAAAUUCUAUGACAGAGCGAAGGCGGACCGGUGGAAUGAGCAGGCGGAAGCUAGGGCCAAGAUGCGAGUCCAGGCGCGUCGACAAAACCGCGUCAUCGACCAUCCGAACUACCACAACUUCAACUACAAGGCAGCCGUAACGUUCCUUCGCAGCCAGCCUCGAGGCUCCGUCGUUGUUCGUCCGAGCAGCAAGGGCGACGACCAUCUCGCGGUGACGUGGAAAGUGGACGACGAUGUAUAUCAGAACAUCGACGUGAUGGAGCUCGACAAGGAGAGCGAAUACUCGCUCGGCCGGGUUCUGCGGAUCGAAGGCAUGGGCUCCUACUCGGAUCUGGACGAGCUGAUCGUCAACCACGUCAAGCCGAUGGUGCACAUGGUCGAGAUGAUGAUGAACCACGAAAAGUACAAGGGCGCCGACGAGGAAGAUCUCCAACGCUACUUGACUAACUGGUCGCUGGCGAAUCCGUCGCGAUCUGUGUACGCCUUUGGUCUGAACAAGGAUCGACCCGGCUACUUCAAUCUGUCCUUCAAGGCCAAUCGUGAUGCGGCGAUCCAGACGUGGCCAGUCAAGGUGUUGCCCAAUGCAUUCAAGCUCGGACCUGCCGACCAGCUUGCCGAUGUGGCGGCGCUUUGUAACGCCUUCAAGACGCAGUAUACUACGCAAGCGAGUAUGGCGCGAGGAGCAAAGACGCCUUACGGAGGGGGACGAACGCCUGCGCCGGGUCUGGGCGGUGCAACACCGAUGGGUGCUCGAACACCUUACGGCGGAGUCAGGAACGGCAUGGCUGGCGGUGCGACGCCCGGACUGGCUGCUGCUGGAGGGUAUGGUACUCCGAUGAUGAAUGUGGCUUCUGCUACACCGAACCCUUACGGGGCGGGUGCGUACGGUCGCCCGGGCCCCGCUGGAGGAUACGGAGCGCCUCCUCUCCCAGGUCCUCCGGGUCGUCCACCAUCGAUGCCCGGCGCGCCUCCAAUGAUGCCACCUGGAAUGGCGAGCGGUGGCGGACCACCGGCGAAUUACCCUCCACCUUUCGCUGGCGGUGCUGGCGAGCCUGGCCCCCCGCCUUCGCGUCCACCGGUGCCUCACGGCAUGCACCCGGACCGCUUUGCUCAGGCUGAAUACGGUGGUCGCAGCAGUCAGCAGUCGUAUGGAGGAAGCGGUGGCGGUGGUGGUGGUGGUGGUGGCUACGGCGGGGGUUACCGAGCAUUCACACUGCGGAUGUCGACACCGGGCUCUUCAUCCACACGGGCAACUUUUGAAUUCGGAUCCAAUCCAUCCAACGAUUCCACUCACCGCUUUACGUUCACAUCUGAUCGUCCAGGCUCUGCCAACAUGAGCGGGUACCUCGAUGAUAACCCGAGCGCUUCUUCAUCUAGCAAUCGACAACCUGAUAUGCUAGCGCCAACAUCGCUCUUUGCUACGCUAGCACAACGACAGAUGGAUCAACAGCAACAGCUUUCACAGUCUCAGUACGACGAUGAUUCAGAAUGGACUUCACGAUCUCGAAGACAUCCUCGAAGGAGCAAACGACAUCGUCGUACAAGUCGAUACGCCAGCGAAAGCGAUACUGAAGACGACGAAGAUGUUUCGGGAUACACUUCCGACUCUUCGCACGAUCGAGCACUUCAACAGGAGUGGGAAGACCAGUUGGAUCAGUUGAAGUUGAUGUUCCAGAUCAUCAUCUUCCCCUUCGUAGGCAAGUUUUUCGGCAGGAAGUUUGGGUAUUUUCGUAAGUACCAGACGAUCUCGUGA
Pseudozyma hubeiensis SY62 is the source of this 5736-nucleotide messenger RNA. RefSeq lists its product as hypothetical. Gene Ontology annotation, molecular function: histone binding; DNA binding; nucleosome binding. Lineage: Eukaryota; Fungi; Basidiomycota; Ustilaginomycetes; Ustilaginales; Ustilaginaceae. Bases 1 to 5736 code for a protein of 1911 amino acids. Gene Ontology annotation, cellular component: transcription elongation factor complex. The record is from RefSeq and is a predicted model, not a curated record. Gene Ontology annotation, biological process: nucleosome organization; mitochondrial outer membrane translocase complex assembly; protein insertion into mitochondrial outer membrane. The transcript has 2 exons.